UAUUCUACUUCUUCUUUCUGGCUCCUUAUCCUCACUCUCACUAUCUGCUCUCCACUCUAAAACCCCUUCUCUCUUUAGACAUGAAUUCUGCAACUGUCUCUCUCUCUAAAACCUUGGCUAUAUCAGACUCAUGUCGACUCUCUGUCCAAUCCCUCUUCACCACUAAAACUCCAUACCCAUUUCUCUCUAUCCCUUCCAAACCCCCAAAGCUCCAUUUUUCAUGCUCUUCUUCUUCGCUCUUAUCUAUCAAGAAGAAGCCUCACUCAUCUUCCUUGGUCACCUUCGUAGCCCAGACCUCCGAUUGGGCUCAACAAGAAGGAGACAACGCCACAGCUACCAUUGACGAACUAAGCGCCGACGAGACCGAAGCUCGUGUUUCCGAUUGGGAAGGCGAAGACGCCGCUGUCGAAAGCGACGAAGGUGAGGAAGCUGGGGUUUUUAAGGAGAGGGAGGAAGAAUCUUUUGAAGAACCCCCUGAGGAAGCCAAGCUUUUUGUUGGGAAUUUGUCUUUCAAUGUCGAUAGUCAAAACUUGGCUAUGCUCUUUGAAAAAGCUGGAGUUGUGGAGAUUUGUGAGGUUAUUUACAACAGGGAAACUGAUCAGAGUCGUGGGUUUGGAUUUGUGACAAUGAGUACGGUUGAAGAAGCUGAGAAUGCUGUUAAGAUGUUCAAUCAAUAUAAUUUGGAAGGAAGACUCUUGACUGUAAAUAAAGCAUCUCCAAGAGGAUCACGCCCAGAGCGUGCCCCAAGAGCAUUUGAACCUGCUUUCAGAAUCUAUGUUGGAAACCUUCCAUGGGAUUUCGACAAUGAUCGCCUACAUGAGACUUUCAGUGAACAUGGUAAGGUAGUUGACGCUCGGGUAGUUUUCGACAGAGAAACUGGCCGCUCACGUGGUUUUGGCUUUGUAACAAUGGCCAGUGAAGCUGAAAUGAAUGAUGCUAUUGCUGCUUUAGAUGGACAGACUGUGCUUGGUAGGUCAAUCAGGGUAAAUGUUGCAGAGGAGAGACCAAGGCGCUCGUUUUGAGCUUGAGCUGUGAUGAAUUCAGAAACUAUUUUUUUUUUGGUUUUCAUGUCAUUUAUAUUCACUUUUUCUUAGGUUUGAUUUUGAAUAUUAGUCUAAACAUUUUGGCAGCCAUUUUAUCAGUGAGAUUUAAUGUUUUACCGGUAUAAUUUAAGUUAUUUGACUCCAUAAGCUCUAUCUAUGUCUAAUGUAUAUCACUAUUCUUUUCGUUAAGAAGUGGAAUAGUGAUAGGUUAUGUUUUGUAUUCUAUCAAAGGUCAUAAUUGCCGUCC
This is a messenger RNA of Humulus lupulus (European hop), 1290 nucleotides long. RefSeq names its product 28 kDa ribonucleoprotein, chloroplastic-like. Gene Ontology annotation, cellular component: cytosol. Gene Ontology annotation, molecular function: mRNA binding. NCBI's taxonomy places the organism in Eukaryota, Viridiplantae, Streptophyta, Magnoliopsida, Rosales, Cannabaceae. The transcript has 4 exons. The record is from RefSeq and is a predicted model, not a curated record. Bases 81 to 1022 code for a protein of 313 amino acids.